Messenger RNA from Rhincodon typus (whale shark), 2678 nucleotides. RefSeq names its product phosphoribosylglycinamide formyltransferase (gene gart). The coding region runs from base 31 to 2472 and encodes 813 amino acids. Lineage: Eukaryota; Metazoa; Chordata; Chondrichthyes; Orectolobiformes; Rhincodontidae. Gene Ontology annotation, cellular component: cytosol. Gene Ontology annotation, biological process: adenine biosynthetic process; 'de novo' IMP biosynthetic process. The transcript is spliced from 16 exons. The record is from RefSeq and is a predicted model, not a curated record. Gene Ontology annotation, molecular function: metal ion binding; ATP binding; phosphoribosylamine-glycine ligase activity.
UGUUUCAGUGACGGUGUUACAGUUGCCUGUAUGCCACCAGCUCAAGAUCAUAAACGCUUACUGGAUGGGGACCAGGGGCCAAAUACAGGUGGAAUGGGAUCUUAUUGCCCAACCCCUCAGGUUUCCAAAAAUCUUCUCCAAGUGAUCAGGGAAAACAUUCUUCAGAAAACAGUUGAUGGCAUGAGACAUGAAGGAACCCCUUAUGUUGGGAUACUAUAUGCAGGGUUAAUGCUAACCAAAGAUGGACCGAAGGUGUUGGAGUUUAAUUGUCGCUUUGGCGAUCCAGAAUGUCAGGUCAUUCUUCCCUUAUUAAGCAGUGAUUUAUAUGAAGUAGUACAAGCAACUGUGGAUGGAAAACUUUCCAGAGUCAUGCCGUCUUGGAUGGAAAGCAGUGCAGCUGUGACUGUGGUUAUGGCUAGUGGUGGUUACCCAGGCAGCUACACUAAGGGCCACAUGAUCACAGGUUUGUCACUUGCAAAGGAUAUGGGUCUUCAAGUGUUCCAUGCAGGCACUGCAAUGAAGGAUGGGACGGUUGUGACAAAUGGUGGUCGAGUGCUUUCAGUAACGGCUGUCCGUAAAGACCUGAUUAGGGCAGUGAAAGAAGCAAAUAAAGGGGUUGAAACUGUUCAGUUUCAAGAUGCUGUUUACAGAAAAGACGUUGCACAUCGAGCCAUUGCAUUCACAAAACAGUCUAGAGGACUGACUUAUAAAGAUAGUGGUGUUGAUAUUGCAGCUGGGAAUGCUUUGGUUCAUUCAAUAAAACCACUUGCGGCAGCUACCUCCAGACCAGGAUGUAAUGCCGAGCUUGGAGGAUUUGCAGGCACCUUUGACCUGAAGGCAGCUGGGUACACUGAUCCAGUCCUUGUCUCUGGAACUGAUGGAGUUGGAACCAAACUUAAGAUUGCCCAGAUGUGUAAUAAACAUGACACAUUGGGCCAAGACCUGGUAGCGAUGUGUGUAAACGAUAUUCUGGCACAAGGAGCAGAACCACUCUUCUUUCUCGACUACUUUUCCUGUGGGAUGUUGGACGUCAGUGUAGCACAGACUGUGAUUGCUGGUAUUGCGGAGGCUUGUAAAAUGGCUGGAUGUGCACUGUUAGGAGGAGAAACGGCUGAAAUGCCAGGCAUGUAUUCCCCGGGACAGUAUGAUCUGGCUGGCUUUGCAGUUGGAGCAGUGGAACGUGAACGGCUUCUCCCGCAGCUGGAGAACAUCUCCGCAGGUGAUACCAUCAUUGGCAUCGCAUCGUCUGGUCUCCACAGUAAUGGCUUUAGCCUCGUUCGAACCAUUUUCGAGAAGUCCUCUUUCCAGUGUUCCUCCCCAGCACCAUCCAGUUAUGGUUCAAAGACCCUUGGGGACGUGCUUCUGACACCCACCAGAAUUUAUACUAAGGCCUUGUUGCCAAUUCUGCGCCUGGGACUUGUGAAGGCUUAUGCUCACAUCACUGGAGGUGGACUGCUCGAGAACAUCCCCAGAGUGCUUCCUGAGAAGUUUGGUGUUGUAUUAGAUGCGUCAUGUUGGAAGAUUCCUGAAAUCUUUUCCUGGCUACAAAGACAUGGGGCCCUUUCUGAAGAAGAGAUGGCUCGCACCUUUAACUGUGGAAUUGGAGCCGUGCUCGUAGUCGAUAAAGAGAAAGUUGAAAAUGUGCUGCAAAGUAUACAGAGCCAUCAUGAGGCAUGGGCCAUUGGAAAAGUUGUGCCACAUAAAACAGGCUGUGAAAAGGUAUCAAUUAAAAAUCUCAUGAAAAUGCUACACUUAAGCCAGCAGUCUGAUCAACAUGCUACAGGUGAUGAUUUAUCACGAGAUUCUUCGCAGACUCGGAAAAUGAGAGUGGGUGUUCUCAUCUCUGGAACAGGGACAAACCUUCAGGCCAUUAUAGAACACACCAAGGAUCCUGCUAGUUGUGUAGAAAUAGUAACUGUUAUCUCCAACAAACCUGGUGUCGAAGGACUGAAGAAAGCAACUCGAGCUGGCAUUCCUACACGGGUAAUUGACCAUAAAUUGUAUGGCAGCCGCUCAGAGUUUGAUAAUACUGUUGAUCAGGUCCUUCAGGAAUUCUCCGUUGAAUUGGUGUGCCUAGCAGGAUUUAUGAGAAUUCUCUCUGGUCCCUUUGUUAAGAAAUGGAAUGGGAAACUACUGAAUAUCCAUCCAUCACUGUUGCCUUCUUUCAAGGGAGUUAAUGCCCACAAGCAAGUGUUGCAGGCUGGGGUACGGGUGUCUGGCUGUUCUGUGCAUUUUGUAGCUGAAGAAAUUGACGCUGGAGCAAUUAUUGUGCAGGAAGUUGUUCCGGUACUGGUGGGAGAUUCUGAAGAGACCUUGUCCGAGAGGGUGAAAGAAGCUGAGCAUGUAGCAUACCCUGCUGCUAUCCAACUAGUGGCCAGUGGAGCAGUACGUUUAGGUGAAGAUGGCAAAAUCUGCUGGAGAGAGCAGAAGGCAAUUGAAACCAUGCAACAUGGGACUGGUUACAAAAAUUGAGGAAUUUUAGAAGGGGAGAACUGUGAAAGAAAUUGAAAUCCCUUUUUCUGAUUUGCUUAUUGUCGUUGUUGUCCGUUCCACAACCAUAUCUCAUGAAGUGGAAAACUAAAAUUCUCUUAUGUGCUCAAUUUAAUUUUGUUACUUAAAACAGAUUAUCCUUAACAAAGUAACUUUAUCAAAUAAAAAGACUUUUUCACAGAAAUUAA